CAAAUAUGAGUUACAUAAAAUUUGAAAGCGCACGUGAAAAGGAAAAGGCGCGCCAACAACUUAAAGAGGCACGGGCGGAGCUGCUCAAAGAGGCGCAAGAAAGAGCAGAGCAGCGCCAACAACGGGAGCUACGAAAUGAGCUGCGUGGGGAAAGCAACUGGAUGUUGCCGGCAAUGACAAAAAAACUGGAUAAACUGAGCAAUGCAUCUUCAAAAUCCAAACAAAGGAAAGCAAAGCGUAAGUCCAAGUCACACUCAAUAAAAUCAGGUGCUGUGAAAAAGAAACGCAAGAAGCGUAAAAGCAGUAGCAGUGAUACCGACAGUUCCUCUUCAAGCUCUUCCGACAGCAGCAGCGAGGAGGAAAAGAAGCGUAAACGGCACAAAAAGAAGUCGAAAAAAAGCAGGAAAACUAAAAGCGAUAGUGAAAGCGACAGUGGAAGCGAAGGCGAAGAGGAAUGGAUAGAAAAGCCAUCAGGGGCUGCUAAGGAGCUGGAGUCGUCGAGUGGCACAGCAGGACUUCUUCAAAGAGACAGCUGGAUGACAUCAGAAACAUUAGCACUGAAGACAUUCACACGCGAGCGCAAGGAACCAACGAAGCCAAACGAAAGACAACAGAAAAUAGAUGCCUAUGAUCCGGCCAGAAGCAAGCACGAACUGAAUCCAUAUUGGAAAAGUAACGGCACUGGUCUACCAGAAUUUCAAAAACCUAAAGUUGAUGAUGAUGCGGCCGAUGAUCGACUUGCACAUCGUGCAACACAUCGUGUUGAAGGCAAACGCAACUGGCAGAAAACAUCCAAGGACUGCGUUAAUAAAAAGCCUGAAAGCCCACCGACAAAAUCACCUCGCCAUUAUUCAUCAUCCAAUGAUAGUGCUUCGGGUUCAUCGAGCGACGAAAAAAGUUCACCUUCAGAGUCAAAGGAAGAUGAUCAAGAAGGGCCUAAAUGCUUAAACGACCAGCAAAUAAAUGAAUUAGCUGCACGAGCCAUUAAAGCUGAACUCAAAGGCAAAGACGAGUUAGCAGCAAACUUAAAUCAACAGCUGGAAAAUGCGCGAAAAGUUCGUGCGGCUCUGUUAGCAGCUGGUAAACCAAUUUCCAAACGAUCGUCGGCACCAUCAAAGCCAUCUACAGACCACGUCCUACUGACACAGACAGACCAACGUGGAAAUGUCCGACCACUAAUGCAGUCGCGCUCAGAGGCACGCCAUGGCGAAUAUGGGGGCCGGAAAGGCGAGAAACAUGGUGGCAAGACAAAGAAGAAGGUCGAAACCCAUGAGGAUGGUCAACGCGUUCGCUACUUUGCAGACGAUGAUCGUUAUGACAUUAAGCAAAUGUUUGAACGCGAAAAACAUUCAAGUGCUGCCGAUUCCAAUAUGCAAUUUGCUGACAUUCUGUCCAAGCACAAAAAUCCCAACGAUGAUCUCGAGGACAUAUUUGUUGACAAGGUGCGCAAGAAUAUUUCGGAAGAAAAAGCUGAUAAGCGUGAGAUGCAGCAGGCUAUACGUGACCACGAGAAACUUACAGCCACUUUGGAGAAUUGUGAGCACUGCUUCGAUUCAAAGAAAUUAAACAAGCAGCUUCUCGUGUCCAUGGGCCAGAAAAUCUAUCUUACUCUACCCUGGCACGUGGGCUUGCAGCCCGGUCAUUGCAUUUUGACGACCAUGCAGCAUGUUAGCUGCUGCACUCAGCUGGACGAAGACGCUUGGGAGGAGCUGAAUAACUUUCGCAAAGCUCUUACACGUAUGUUUGCGACGCAGAACAAGGAUGUAAUUUUCUAUGAGAUAGCCAACAAGCUGCACAAGCGUCCGCAUCUCACCCUGCACUGCAUACCCAUACCGGAGGCACAAGCUGAGAUGGCUCCUUUUUAUUUCAAGAAGGCCAUCGAGGAAUCUGAACAGGAGUGGUGCAUCAAUAAACAGCUUGUAUCAUUGCGUAAGAAAUCUGUACGCUCUGCCAUACCAAAGGGUUUGCCAUACUUGUGGGUGAAUUUCGGCAUGGAUUCUGGAUUUGCUCACGUUAUUGAGGAUGAAGAUCGCUUCCCAUCUAAUUUUGCUCAGGAAAUAAUUGGCGGCAUGCUCGAGCUUAGUCCAAAUACAUGGCGAAAACCUUCUAAGGAAAAAAACUCAAUUGGCAAAGUUAAAGCAUUUGCCGAGUGCUGGAAGAAAUAUGACUGCACUGAGUCGUGAUUAAUCAUAAUA
Molecule: messenger RNA, 2195 nt
Organism: Scaptodrosophila lebanonensis
Lineage: Eukaryota; Metazoa; Arthropoda; Insecta; Diptera; Drosophilidae
Product: CWF19-like protein 2 homolog
Exons: 3
Coding region: 6-2183 (725 amino acids)
Biological process (GO): mRNA splicing, via spliceosome
Cellular component (GO): post-mRNA release spliceosomal complex
Source: RefSeq, a predicted model, not a curated record